Messenger RNA from Cloeon dipterum, 1338 nucleotides. RefSeq names its product zinc finger Ran-binding domain-containing protein 2. Gene Ontology annotation, biological process: RNA processing. The transcript has 4 exons. Gene Ontology annotation, molecular function: RNA binding; lipopolysaccharide binding. Bases 302 to 1006 code for a protein of 234 amino acids. NCBI's taxonomy places the organism in Eukaryota, Metazoa, Arthropoda, Insecta, Ephemeroptera, Baetidae. The record is from RefSeq and is a predicted model, not a curated record.
UCCCGUCCAUUCCACUUGACGGGAAAUAAAAAUAAUACGCACAAGAGAGGAGGCGAGAGGCGUGCUCUGUGCCCGUGCUGCUCUGUAAAUUUUGUUGAAGGAAUUAAGUAUGUAUAUCUAGUGCUUUGAAGACACCGAACCGAAUCCCUGUUCAGAACACUCGGCAGUGCAGACGCUUCCCCGCGCAGGACCAUCCUUUGGGAGCGGCCUUCGCGUCUUCUCCCAAGUUCUCAAAGGGUGCGCCAUUGCAGAUGCGACAAUCGCCGGCUGUCAGACAGUGAUCCGCCCUCGCUCUCCAGACAUGCACAAGAGCAGUUCAGGAAAACCCCAGGAAGGCGGACACCGCGGCAGCCACCGCAAGGGAGACAGCGACUGGUUGUGUCCGGACGCCGACUGCGCCAAUUGGAAUUUUGCAUGGAGGACUUCGUGCAAUCGGUGCGGCGGCACCAAGCCCCCUGGCGAAGACGCGUCCUCCAGUAGUAACAGUUCAAAGAAGAAACUGGGACAUGAAAUUGGCAAGGCCAUGGCAGAGAAGAGCAAGGGACUCUUCAGUGCCGACGACUGGCAGUGCAGCAAGUGUGGAAACGUGAACUGGGCAAGGCGGCACCAGUGCAACGUCUGUAACGCGCCAAGAUACGGAGAGGUUGAAGAGCGAACCGGAUUCGGAGGAGGCUUCAACGACCGAGGUGUGGUUGAGUACAAAGAGAGGAAAGAAGAAUCUGACGACGAGUGGGAUGAAUUUGGACGGCGCAAAAAGAAAAAUAGCGCGUCAAGCUCUUCCGCAGACCGAAAACGGUCUUACUCAAGUGAUGACGACAGGAAACCAAGCAACAGAAAAAAGAGAAGAAACUCAAGCAGUAGCAGCAGCAGUUCUGAGAGUGAACACGAAAAGAAGCGUUCCAAAAAGAAAGAGUCAGACGAUGAAGAGGAAGAUAGUGAUGACGGUGAUCUUUCCAAGUACGACCUCACCGGUUGGGGAGAUGACGAUGAGAGCAGCAAGAAGUAAUACAUAUUUAUGAUACCAUGCUGCAGUCAUACCAAGUAAUAAUGCAUUUCUGCCAACUAGAAUAUCUUUUAAGCUUGCAUUGCAAUAAUGCAAUACAAUCUUGUAAAACAGAUUCGCAGCAAUUGAUGCUGUUUCCAUACAGCCCUGAUCGUCUUCUCCUUAUAAUUGAUGUGCACAUAUUGAUGUGUGAAUGAAUUGAAAGAAUGACCGAGGCCACUUUUGGCUCUAGAAAUAUAACUUUUACUCUGCUACAUGAACUAUGUAAUGUUGAAAACGUGCUUUUGUAGUGGAAAUUAAAGUACCAAAAUCUCGCAAAUUUCAUCAAGUUAAAA